This is a messenger RNA of Trichogramma pretiosum, 2651 nucleotides long. RefSeq names its product ER degradation-enhancing alpha-mannosidase-like protein 2 (gene Edem1). The transcript is spliced from 3 exons. The coding region runs from base 238 to 2274 and encodes 678 amino acids. The record is from RefSeq and is a predicted model, not a curated record. Lineage: Eukaryota; Metazoa; Arthropoda; Insecta; Hymenoptera; Trichogrammatidae. Gene Ontology annotation, biological process: mannose trimming involved in glycoprotein ERAD pathway; carbohydrate metabolic process; endoplasmic reticulum mannose trimming. Gene Ontology annotation, molecular function: mannosyl-oligosaccharide 1,2-alpha-mannosidase activity; calcium ion binding. Gene Ontology annotation, cellular component: endoplasmic reticulum; membrane.
CUCAAGUUUUGCAUAGUACUUUAGUCGAUAAGUGUUGUCAAUUUGCCAACUGUAAAAUAAUUCAUGAGGCAGCAACAAAUUAAACAUAUGUGAAAUUUAUGAUGUAUACAAGUUAUUGAUUAGCAAAUUACUAUGCGAAAUCUCAGACUGGAGCUGUAUUUAAAAAGUAAUAUGAAAGAAGAUUCAAUCAAAUGACCGAGUUCUACAGUCGUUUCUUCGUAGUUAGUUCAGAAAAAGAUGAAUAUUCCAAUUGUCGCAUUAUUAUUUAUCCUAAAAUGUGUGUCACUAGUCACCGGCGUACCUCAAAGGUUCGAAAAAAAAGAUCUGUUGAAAUUACGUGAAGAAACUCGAGCAAUGUUCGAUCAUGCUUACUCGAGUUAUUUGAAAUAUGCGUAUCCCUACGAUGAACUUCGUUCUUUGAGCUGCGAUGGUUUUGAUACGUGGGGAAGUUUUUCCCUUACUUUGAUCGACGCUCUUGAUACAUUAGCUGUCAUGGGAAAUUUUACUGAAUUUAGACGAGUAGCCGAAAUCAUAGCAUCAAGAUCUGACUUUGAAGCCAAUAUUAAUGUUUCAGUAUUUGAAACUAAUAUCAGAGUUGUAGGAGGUUUGCUGAGUGCACACUUGCUGUCACGAAAGGCAGGUAUGCAACUAGAGCCUGGUUGGCCUUGCAAUGGUCCAUUGCUUCGUCUGGCUGAAGAUAUGGCUAAAAGAUUAAUUGUAGCUUUUGACACUCCAACUGGUAUGCCAUAUGGAACAGUUAAUUUAAAAUAUGGUGUUCCACCAGGUGAAACAAGUAUCACCUGCACUGCUGGAAUAGGUACGUUUUUAUUAGAAUUUGGAACGCUAUCAAGGCUAACUGGCGAUCCCUUAUAUGAAGAAGUUGCAAUGAAUGCUAUUAAAGCUCUGCACCAUUAUAAAUCCAAUAUUGGCUUAGUUGGUAAUCAUGUUGAUGUUUUAACUGGACAUUGGACAGCUCAAGAUUCUGGUAUUGGAGCUGGUGUCGAUUCCUAUUUUGAGUACUUAGCUAAGGGAACUCUUCUUUUUCAAGAUCCAUCAUUAGCAGCUAUAUUCCAUGAACUUAAAGCAGCUAUUGAAAAAUAUAUUAGAAGAGAAGACUGGCAUUUAUGGGUUUCAAUGACUAAAGGGCAAGUUACACUACCAGUUUUUCAAUCUCUGGAUGCAUAUUGGCCUGGUGUACUCAGCUUGUUUGGCGAAGUUGAAGAUGCUAUGAAAUCACUUCAUAAUUACCAUAAAGUAUGGAAACAAUUUGGUUUUACACCAGAAUUUUAUAAUAUUCCUCAAGGUGAAGCAGGUACUAAUAGAGAAGGAUAUCCAUUAAGACCUGAACUCAUUGAAUCAGUUAUGUAUUUAUAUAGAGCAACAGGUGAUCCAUUUUUAAUUCAAGUAGGAAUUGAUGUUUUGAGAAGUUUACAACACAGUGCAAAAACCACUUGUGGGUAUGCUACUAUUAAUGAUGUCAGAGACCAUAGAAAAGCUGAUAGAAUGGAAUCAUUUUUCUUGGCUGAAACCACCAAAUAUCUUUACUUAUUAUUUGAUCCUGACAAUUUUAUUCAUAACAAUGGAGAACAUGGUGAUAUUAUUCAAACACCAUGGGGACAAUGCGUUGUUGAUGCUGGUGGUUACAUAUUCAAUACAGAGGCUCAUCCAAUAGAUCCAGGUGCAUUGCAUUGCUGUCAGCAUCCACAUAAUCUUUUUACACAAAAAAAAUCACAGCUGUACAAAUUUGUUGCUGUUGAUAAUAGAAAAAGUAAAGAUCCAAUUGAUGUUAAAUAUUUUGAAGAUGAUGUAAAUAAAAAUAUAGGAAAAAAUAAAUUUAUAAGAAUUGAAAAACUAUCAGAUAUUAAAAAAGCAAAAGCUGAAGAUAAAGUGACUAAUGAACAGCUCAAGAGUUCUGAAGGGUCUGAUAGUGAAAUUAAAGAUCAGUUUAAUGGCAAAUUAGUAAUUAUGGCUCCUCCAAGUGAAAUUUACAAAGUUGAUGACAGCGAACACAUAGAGAUAUUAGGAACUGUUCCACGAACAAGUAAGGAACACGCAGCUCCUCUUAUAGAAACAGCUCAAACAAAUUCAACACCUAAUGAUGAUGAAAAACCUACAGAAAGAGAAUUUUAUAAUGAUCCUCAAAUUUUAUUAGAAAGAAUAAGAAAAAGUAAUUCAUAUCCUUCUAAUUUAACAGCUAAAGAAGAUUUUCAACUGUUAAGCUGUCAAUCUCAACCUUUCUUACAACGAAUAUCGAUUGUUGGUGAAUUUUUUUAAAUGACUUAGAUAAAUGCGUUAUUUUAUUAUUAUAAACUACUUAAGCUGCAAGAGAACUGAGCAUAUUUAUAUUUUUUAAUUAAAAAUCUGGUUUAAUAAGUUGAAGAGUUGAAUGCAAUUGAAGACUUAUAAAGUACAACGAGUAAAUUUUCUGAUAGUAGAAUCUAUUGAAUAUCAUUAUACUUUUUGAUACAGGACUUGAAAAAUUUUGAUUUUUAACAUUUGAAACACACCUCUAUGACGUAAAUUUAUAAAUUAUUACAUUCUAAAUGAGAAUAUUAACCAAAGACAGUGUGAACUCCAGAAGUACAAAAAAUUUUAUACAAAUUCUGCAUUGCUACUAAAUGUUUUACAAUAUUUAUUUAAAAAAUGUUAAA